CCCAUACAGAUCCUGAACCAAAAUUGCCCCAAUUAAAUUAGGGAUCUGGCGAAUUAAUCAAAAAAAACCCUAAAAUGCUUCGUUCGAAGGUUUCGCUUCAAGUUGAAAUUUUCUGCUAAUCAGCACUUGUUUCCACUGAGAUCAGCCGGUAAGGAGUGAUGAACGCUGCACAGCAAGACGGGACAUGCUCGAAUCACGCCGAAAUCUCCGAUUCUUCGGAACAGAAAAACCCAUCGCCUUUUGUGGGCCAUGCAAAGAAACUGAUACACCACAGAAUGCUGAUUGGAAUUAAGGACGGAAGAUUCUUUCUAGGCAGCUUUUAUUGCAUGGAUAAGCAAGGGAACAUCAUUCUUCAAGACGCAGUCGAGUAUCGCAGCACCAGAAGAACUUCUCCUUCACCGAUGGAACAUAGGGCCGUUGGUCUCAUCCUUAUACCUUUCUCUUGUCGAACUUCGUGUCAUGCCGAUUGCUCUGUUGAAGACCAGCUCUCUCUUUUGUCACUUAAAGAUCAAAACUAAAAUACGAGAGCUUUCGACUUGGCUGAUUUCAUUGUGUUAAUGUGACCUAAAUUUGAAUGUAAGCUUGCACAAUUUUGUUCCCCCUGCUAAUAUAGUAAAUUUAUCUCAUUUAUUACAUAAAAUUAAUAUUCACGAAAAUGCCGGUUCUGUAUAUGAUUCUGCAUUAGAACUUCU
Molecule: messenger RNA, 692 nt
Organism: Erythranthe guttata (spotted monkey flower)
Lineage: Eukaryota; Viridiplantae; Streptophyta; Magnoliopsida; Lamiales; Phrymaceae
Source: RefSeq, a predicted model, not a curated record